This is a messenger RNA of Colletotrichum chrysophilum, 759 nucleotides long. RefSeq lists its product as uncharacterized. The transcript is spliced from 3 exons. The record is from RefSeq and is a predicted model, not a curated record. NCBI's taxonomy places the organism in Eukaryota, Fungi, Ascomycota, Sordariomycetes, Glomerellales, Glomerellaceae. Bases 1 to 759 code for a protein of 252 amino acids.
AUGUCAGGUAUAUUCAUUGAACUUGAGCGCAAGAGAGUGAUCUUCUCCGUUGACAAGUUGGUGGACGAGUUCACUCUGAAGUCCGACGAACUUGAAAGCGAACCCUGGAAUAUGGACCCAAAGGCAGACGAGGACGGACAAAAGACACAAAAAGACUACUUGAAUGCUUCUAAACGCCAGCUCUCAAAAUUCCUAGAUGAAAUCGACGAGGUUGCCGAGGAGCUUCAAUCACUGGGUCCAGAGGCCAAAUGGGCUGAGAGUCCUGCAAUGCAAACAAAGCUGGGAGCAGUCGGUCGAGAUAUGAGGAAACGCGUUCAGGACAUUAUCCGCGAGUAUGAUGACAAGAUUGAUGAGUGUAACAAGGUCGUCUACAAUACGUCUCUUGCUGUGCAAACGGUAUGGAACCACAAGAUGAGACAAGACUCCUUGACAACCACGCAAAUCUCCAAAGCAAAUCGAGCCAUGGCCUUUGAUACUCGGCACGAGAGUGCGCAGAUGAGGACAAUCGCCAUUCUCACCAUGAUAUACCUACCGCUCUCGAGCGUGGCGGCGAUCUUUUCAAUGGACAUGUUCAACUGGGAAGCCGGCGCAGGGGAGUCCAUCGUGUCAAAACAUAUCUGGCUUUUCGCGGUGUUGACUGUAGGACUCACUUUCCUGACUCUCGUCGCCUGGCGAGUCGGCACUCAGCGCUCGAAGGACGUUACAAAGAAGGCAGACAGGUAUUUCGCCGAACUUCAGAGACAGGGCAGCUUUGUCUAA